Mercenaria mercenaria is the source of this 6958-nucleotide messenger RNA. Its product is annotated as tumor necrosis factor ligand superfamily member 10-like. Gene Ontology annotation, biological process: immune response. NCBI's taxonomy places the organism in Eukaryota, Metazoa, Mollusca, Bivalvia, Venerida, Veneridae. The record is from RefSeq and is a predicted model, not a curated record. Gene Ontology annotation, molecular function: tumor necrosis factor receptor binding. Bases 226 to 1224 code for a protein of 332 amino acids. The transcript has 5 exons. Gene Ontology annotation, cellular component: membrane.
CCAGCUAUAUUUCGCCCCUGGUCAAAUGACAAUGACCAUUUUAGUGGCUGGACGGUGGAUUUAUGAUACAAAAUAAUAUUUCAUAUACAAAUGAUUAUGCGACUUUAUGAAGACAAAAUAUGGAUUAACGUGUAAUUAAAUAUCUUUAUGUGAUAUACAUCUAACUCAAGUGAAGAAACGAAAGUUGUAUAGGAAUAUUUUGUGUCGUUUUUCAACAAAAGCAAGAUGACGGAUCAGGAAAAGGAAGGAAAGGCUUUUAUUAAGAAUGGUAGCGGGAGUAAUAAUGGAAAAAUGAACAAUCUACACGCGGAUUCUCAAAUGGGGAUUAAAAGACAAAUUCGCCAGUUGAAGAGAUACAUGAUCGGUUUGGCAGCUCUUUUAGCCUUAACUUUUGUUAUUCUCGUCAUCACAUUUUCCGUUUUAUUCGCGAAUCUCAAAUGGGACAUUGAAAAUCACGAUCAUCCCCCCAAAAUUGGUGCUCAGAUGAACAAAGUUUUAGAAAAGGAGGAAUUGUGUUUGUUAUGCAAUGAAGUGCGUUUAGGUCCUAGUGUUGAAGAAGAUCAAAUGUUGGAUUAUUUUGUGCGAAAACCUGGAGUUAAUGGCAGAAACGAUGAGGAAUGUUGUGUAGAAACACCAGCACAGUUACUCAAAUUACUUCAGAUGUUUGUUGAAAAGAAAUACAGGGAAGAAAUGGCUCACGGAAACAUCAAGAUAGACUCGAGUACAGAUACAGGUCCUGGCGAGAUGAAACCGGCAGCACACUUAAUGGGAUCAGUCCGUAAACCAGAGCAACCAACAGUUCCUGGACGACAGUUCCCUAUCUCACACUGGAUCAGCCAGGAAGACCUUGCCUUUACAAGCAAGGUACAAUACCGACAUGGCCGAAUUGUCAUUCUGGAAGAGGGCCUGUACUAUGUCUACAGCCAGUUAUCCUUCUUGGAAGUGUUUGAUAAUCCGAAUAGUAUCGAGACUGGUUCCCAGUCUCUCUCGCAUUACAUAUACCGAUAUAACAUAAUAUAUCCACACGGCGGAGAAGAAGCUAUGAUACAAAAUAGUAUCACAAAGUGCUGGGGCCAGAACAAAGCCUUUGGGGAGUACACGAGUUAUCUAGGUGCCGUAUUCCAUCUAAGACAGGGCGAUGAAUUGUUUGUUAAGGUUUCAAACUUGACAUUGAUUGUCAGGGAGCCAAAAUUAAAUUAUUUUGGUCUAUUUAAAGUGAACUAAUCAAAGUGCUUCGAUUUUAUUCCACAGAAAUUAUUCCAAGUGUACGAAAGUUCCAAAAUUGGCGUUUAGGAUGGUGUUCCCGUUACAAAAAAAAAUCAUGCCAAAACAGUAUAACUGAGAUGAUUAAUGCAGUAAAUAAAACAUAAGUAAUUUUGAUAAUUUAAAGCACAUUGUUGGCAAAACACCUUCAUUCCUUAAGGUUGUAGAAGCAUUUGUAACGCCAGAGAGUGAGCAUGUUUGAUUAAAGCCAUUGUUAAAGCCUUUAAAAUUACAUGUAAUCGUUACAUCAGUCAUUUUAUAUUCAGUAUCUUAAGAUCUCAUGUAUAACAUGUUCUAGAGAGAAUGUUUACAAUUGUGAUUUGGUUCCAGUAUGUCUCAUGGAUAUAUUCUUUAUUAUUCCCUCAUAUUCAAAUGACCUUCAGUGAUCAAGAUGAAGCAUGUGAAACAAUCUGCCUGAAACUCUGCCUGGGAUUGUUUAUAAUGGGACUGUUAUGCUCCGGAACAUAUAAAACUAUGCUUUUUAUGAUUUACUGUAAACAAGGUGGUUAUAAUUUUGAAAUCUAGGUACUAAAUGGUUGCCAUUAUUAUUGAAUGAAAUACCCAGUUUGGUAGAUAUUAAAGUUGUUGACUUUAGGUUCAAUGUAUUCAGUGUCAUUUAACAAGAUGGGCCUGUUUUUCGAAUCAGGAUAAUUUCAACAGUAUCAAUUUGUAGGUUUAACUACGGUAUCAUUUUUGUGUGUGGUGUACCUGUACGUUUAGUUGGCAUAGGAAAUGGAACCAAAUAACAUUUUGUUUUAUACUUGUGAAAUGCGAUGUGUAAGUGGUAUCUCUAGAUAAACUAGAUGAUACAUAAAUGUUACAUUUUGGUCAUACAAAGGCUUAAAAAGUCACAUACCUUCAUAAACACAAUUACUAUGUCUAGAAAGGGAUUAAUGUAACAAUAUUUUGUAAAGUUGUAUUUUGUAUUUUCAUGAUUUUAGAUGAUUACAUUUCCGUUUUAAAACAAGUUAUUAUGAAAGUGAAGUUUUCUGUAUUUCUAACCGCAAACAUGUGGUAUUUCUGUUUUAAAAAGCUGUACAGUUCUUUAAACACAACAGCAAGCGUGUCACCCUUACUUAUUGUCAAUAAACAUUCCUACUUUUGUGUAAACCAAACACCCAUGAUUAUUGAUUACAUAAUAUUAUGUGUAAACUUCGUAUUUAUAAAAGUGUACAUAUGUGUAUAGAUUCAACACGCAGUUUGUGUCACAGAGAGCAAGUGGAUUCUACAAAACUAUAGAUUGUCCAACCUUCGUGGUUCCUAAGUUGUGGGAAAUGUUCGAUACGUUUGCGGCAUUUUAUGUGGUACAUUGUAUUUUAAACUAUUAUUUGUGCGUUUUAUCUGAUAGUUGUACAGAUCAUUUGAUCCUUUGGAACGGUCGAAAGUGUCUUCACCAGAGUCUGUCAAAUCUAUUUAUAGUUUCAGUAUCAAAAUUAUCUAUUAUGACCGCAUGUUUCCACAUACAUCAUGUAAAGGAAGACUUUCGAAAUUCAGCUACAGUAAAUAGGCUCGAUUACUAUCACUGAAUUUGCCGGCAUAAUUGUUUUUGAACUUAAAAAAAAGCAUUGUUUAACUUUUAUUUUGUGUUGUACAUAUUUGUAAGUAGAUUAUUAUUAUAUUCCAAUUUUUACCCGUUGUUAUAUAAUCGUUAAAAUGUGCUUAUUAUUUAAGUUCGUUUUUGUUCUUAAUUGCCAAAUGUUACAUAGUAAAUGUGCUCUUAAAUGAAAUCUCAUAGUUUCAAAUUGUUAAAUUGUUAUAUGAUUACAUAUUUCUACCAUGUGCUUAGUUUUGUACAUUUAAAAUCAUAUGGCAUAUGCAUUUCCAGUCCGAGAUAAACAAGAACCAAUUGAAGGCUUAGAGCGAAACUGGUCUAUCUAUAAGCCCUCGAAAUCGUAUUCCAUCUGUACAUGCCUAAAGACCGCCCAUCAUAUGCUGCAUUUUUUUCUUACUAUAAACGUUCUUGAUAUAAGUGAGUGCAGAUUUUAACAUUUUGGGCGUCUUUCCAUUGAAUGUUAAUUCAUAUUCCAAGUUGUAUUUAUUCAAGAAAAUGACAUAUAUGAUCAUUGUUCUGAAAUGUUGUUUUGUUCAGUUAAUCAGUUUGUAUAAUUGCCCUGCCAUAUGCCACCAUUCUACUUAUCAUUAUUGUAACAUCAGGAAAAUGCUUUAAAGUAGCCAGGGCUUUUCUGUUUUACUGCAUUUGAAAUAUGUAAAAUAUCAUUUGUGAAAAGAACAUUUAAGGCAGAGCGAGUAGAAGAUUUUAACUUUCACUAGUUCGGAGUUAGUUGUUUAUUUUGAAAUUGUUGGUCGUGAUUUCUUUAAAUUUAUCGGUAUAAAAGGUAUGAGUAAUCUUUAAAUUUACAUUCAUUCAUCGUAUACAAUGUCAUUUCUUUGUACGGUUCGAAAUUGCUGCCAAUGUAUUAUGUAAAAUAAUUUUGGAAGGAAUGUUAAAAAAUUGAAAAAUGACGAUUAUGCGUUUUAAAGCGUUUCUUUUCAGAAGAGCCGUUAAUGUUUUCAAUUCCUGCGGAUAUAGCAAUGGGUAUUUUUAAGUUUUCACUGAGUCUUGUUCUAGUACAUGUAGCCUGAAGUACCAUUAAAAUGUUUUGCGUGCUUAACCUAUGUAAUUGGAAAAUGGCGCUUUACAAUUCAGCUAGAAAGUCAUUGCAUAUUCGCUCUGCUGCUAAAAGGUGUUGAUUUCCCACCUGGGUUAAAUAGGUUGCUUUUAUUGUAUUGAACAUUGGUAAAAAAAAAAGUGAAUUUGUUGAAGGUUGCUGGGAAACGUGAUUUCAAAUAAUAUUAUAGAUUAUAGAGCGGUGUAUUAGGAAACUUUCAUACUAAUAUAAUACUUAAUUGUUUGAAAAGCAUGGUAUGUCAAUUUGAUUGUAAUGAAACUACAAAUUAGAAAAAAAGGAACACACUUGUGCUGAUUUAUGUUUUUAAUUAUUUUUAAGUUAUAUUUAAAAGUUUGUUGUAUUUUUAUUGAUGUUUUGUUGCUAUGUUGGUAAUGCUGCGAAUUUUGUAUUAUAGAAAAUGUUUUAGUUAGCGAGUCCGUUUGAACAAAUGCACAGUUUUAGUUUAGUUAGGAGUAGCAAAGUUGUCAGUUCUUGACCUGAUUGUGUCCAUGUUUGUUCAGCACAAUGUUUUAUACUGCAUGGGCGUAGGAACAGGGUGUAGGGGGUGGGGCGAGGGUGGAGGAACAGCAACUUUCGACCCCAUAAAACUGACUUUUCACAGAAAUAAGACCGUACUAAGAGGAAAGUUGCCAAUGUGAGGGAGUAUUUAGAUGUACAAAUAUGUCUUUUAUCAAUCAUGGGAAGAACAAAAACUUUGGUUGUCCAAAAAAAAAAAAUCAGGAUAAAAAUGGAUAGGUUUGAGGGGUUACCCACCCUUCCGUCCAGCUCGUUUGCCCCCCCCCCCCCCCCACCCCGCCCACGUAAAACUGUUUUCUGUUUUUGUUUUGAUAUUUAACAAAUGAAAAUUAAUGGUUAUAUAGUAUAAUAAGUCUACAAAUAUUUUGUCUCGGAUUACAUAUUUUUACACUUUGCCAAACAAUUGAAAAUACACUUUGAAGUAUUAAUAUCUGUAAAAUAGUCAGAAUACAUGUGUUCCAAAUCAUGUCAUUUUCAGCUAAUUAUUCAUGGUUGGCAUCAAUAACAUGCAUGAAUUUCCAUGUUCAACAUUUAGCACAACAUUCAUAAUAUUAUAUUCAUUUAUUCAUUGUGAAAAAUUAGUCUGCCUUUUUCAAUAAAUUGCGGAAAUUGAUAUAUGUUGCUGUAGAAGGAUGCUUUAACCUUUACCCUGCUAUUUUUCUAAAAUGGAUUGGUCCAUCUUUCAAUUUGGGCGGUACCACUUGUUUAUCAAAGGGGUGUUCAUUUAAACCUUACUGACUGAAUAGCGAACAGUGCAGACCAUGAUCAGACUGCCCGGAUGUGCAGGCUGAUCUUGGUCUGCACUGGACGCAAAGGCAGAAUCGCUUGCCGCCAGCAGGCUAACGGUUCAUGUAUUUACACAUUAUUGUGGACUAAAGGUGGUUAUAUCAUACUACAUGUAAUGUCUUACUCUUUCUUAAAAUAAUUUUGUUUAAAUGAGAAGAAUGAAAAUGCUUUUUUGUGUUUGCAUUUUGUUUUGAUAUAACAUUCGAUGUGCACAUUUUUGUGCGUUUCAUGUUUAUCUUUGCUAGUAUGAUUAAAUUGUUUUCUUGUAUGAAAGUUAAUUUGGAAUCAGUAAACUCAAUCUUUUACUAGAUUUGACCGUUCCGAAAUUGUCAUUUUAACCGAAGUGAAAUUAUUUCAGGUCAUUUAUUAAGCAUUUUUAAAAUUUAUUUUUAUGUUUUUCUGUCAAUAGAGUAAAAGUUAUAAAACUGAAAGCAUGCAGUUGGAAUAUUUUGACAUUUUUGCACGCUUGUAAAAUAACUCAGUUCCGAAACAUUACAAAAGUAGUUAUUCAUAACCUGUAGUUGGUUUUCGUUUACUUUAUUCAGUUAGAACUUGGUUAGAAUCUCAGUUUAAUCUCAGAUAGAGAUUGCAGUGCAGAUGUACUCAUGAUUUACUUAAGAAAUAAUAUACUCAUCCAGUGAUUUGUCGUUGAAUAAAUCAUUGUUUGGAGUUCAGAUGCGAAGGAAUUAUAUCACAAGGGCGCAGUCCGAGUGAUAUAAUAAUACGCAUCUGAACGACAAACAAUGAUUUAUUCAAGAGCAAAUCACUAAUUGAGAUAUGUUAUUUCGAUUCUAACACGUUACCAAGGAUUUUAAAGUACAUCCUUGACGACAUUCGUUAAAUAUUUGCCCGUUUUCAAUCGGUUUCUUUUCCAGCGCACCGCUAUGCCGUUUGACGCCAUGACGUAAUAAUUGUGACGUCAGAACAGUGAUUUGUUGUAUAAUAAUUCACUGUUUUCUGCUUUCUUUGUUUAAUAGGAAAAUAAAUCGGAUCGUGUUAGAACGUUUUUUAGUUUCAGUAGAUAAUCAUUUGUCAGAAUUUGAAUUUGAUCACUCACGGAAGCAAGCUUAAAGUACAUUUUUGAACAUCAGUAUGAAAUAUAUGUUAGAAGCGGUAAAAUUUGACUGAAUUAUUUAGUUUUGGUUUAUAGUAUAUUUUAGUUAUUGGUGGAGUCGGUUUUUGUGUUACUAAAUUUGCUAACAUUACAUAGGGAGUCAUCUUGUAUAAUUUAGUUUCUGUGAAAUGACGAUUACAUUAACAGUGUGAUUAUUUUUGAAUGUUUGUUUAUUGUUACUUGAUUGCUUGCAAAAAUUUUAGCACAUCGGGAGCGAAUAUCUUCUAAAUCAAGAUUUUAAUGCUAGAGCAGAAACAUGUUUUUUUUUUAAAGGAAGCAGAUGUCGCGCAACUUGACGUAUUUUAUUCAGUAGAUUAAACACUAGACGGACUUUCUGAAUUCUUUUACUCUGUCUAAAUAAAAAGCUUUUCAUUUUGUAAAAUUAAAUUUCACUUCUGUUAAACUCCCAACAUUAGUCUUGACAUUUUAAAAAAGGGAUAUUUGUAUAAAUAUAGUCCAACAUUUUCUAUAUUUCCUUCUCUUAACAUCAAUGUUUUUCUCGCAUCUUCCGAUCAUGUGUGCUGUGCUUACCAAUUCAGUUCUUUUAUGAUGUUUAAGAAAAUUGUACAUUGCGCUUUUCAUGAAGCAAUGUGAUAUUUUUGUAACAAAAAUGUGAUACAUCGACUUAAUAAAGUUGAUUCAAUUGAUA